AUGUCAGGUUGUCAACCUGUUAAUACACCAGUUGAAAAAGGAUUGAAACUAUGCAUAGAAGAAGGCCAAAUUCCUGUUGAUAAAGGAAGAUAUCAAAGGCUUGUUGGGAGACUAAUGUAUUUGGCUCACAGAAGACCUGAUCUAGCAUAUGCCUUGAGUAUUGUCAGUCAAUUCAUGCAUAAUCCUGGAAAGAAACAUAUGGAGGAAGUCAUGAUAUUACUAAGAUACUUAUUGAGAUACUUAAAGUUUUCACCUGGAAGAGGUAUUUUGUUCAAGAAAAAUGCAACGAUAGAAGAUAUUGUUGUAUAUACUGAUGCUGAUUGGGCUGGAGCAUUAGUAGAUAGGAGAUCUACAUCUGGUUAUUUUACAUUCGUAGGAGGUAAUCUUGUUACCUGGAGGAGCAAGAAACAACAUGUGGUUUCUCGCUCAAGCUCAAAAGCUGAAUAUUGA
This is a messenger RNA of Capsicum annuum, 450 nucleotides long. RefSeq lists its product as uncharacterized. The record is from RefSeq and is a predicted model, not a curated record. The coding region runs from base 1 to 450 and encodes 149 amino acids. Lineage: Eukaryota; Viridiplantae; Streptophyta; Magnoliopsida; Solanales; Solanaceae. The transcript has a single exon.